AACGAAACGUGCAACAUAAUUGUGAGUAAAUCUCCUUCACCCUGGCUGAUCACACAUUCUCUCUCUGUCUUUCUGUGCCGUGUCCUUCGUCCACUCUUAAACCGGACUCACUGGAGCUGCUUAUGACGGACUUUGACACCAUUUUCCUUCGACCGUCUUUUUUCUUCAAAACUAAUUUAACAUCUGGGUAACUUACCUUGUCGGCCAGAUCCUUGCCAUGCGAUGUCGUUGCAGAACCCCAGACUUCGACAUUACAGGACCAUGACAGCGAUCUGUUUCGUGUGUAACCUACCGAUCCUGAGCCAUCAGGUUGGUCUGGUAUGGCAAGGAGGAAACGGCUGGGACGAUCUAGUGCGGGAACAGGUGGAGGAAUCUACUUUGAGGCAACGUCUUGGAACCGGGAGACGCGACUCAGCGACACAGAUCACGUCCAUAUCGCCGCCGAAUGAGCCACAGGAAUCCUCCACGACGAAUCAGCGUCGUCGAAGAUCCAGCUUGGCGCAGUUGACGGACAUUUUGCGGGAAUGGAGCGGCGGUGGCGCUUCUGCAAAGAGCGAACGUGGAAAUAAAUUGUAUCGUCGCGAAACAUUGGCCGAUAUCGCGAAAUCUUUACCGUGGUCCAGGCAGACGACCACGGAUGCAAGCCAUUUGGAAAGACUGCGCAAGAGACGCGAAAGCUCAGUCGAUAGCGGGAUUAGAAGCCAGGCGUCGACGAAAUCGAGGAAAGAUUCGACGAUCAGCGAACUUAAGAACGAUAUUGCCAGGCUGUGGGGCAAGAAAGAGACUCCACAGGCGCAACCACCUCCUACGGUUAUUUCGCCUACUUAUCGAGGCUCCAGUGAUCCGAGAGGUUCUCGACGCGGUUCCGGUGAGAGUGGAAGAACCAAAAGCCAAGGAGAGCGAAAGCAUACUUGCAGUCGUCACAGACGCAGGCAGUCGCAGCAAUCACAGCAAUCAGUGGACAGUAGUAGUGGCAUGAUGCCCACGAAAUAUUAUAGAAGCGAUCAAAGACCGAGCGCUUCCAGCACUGACAGCGCAGCCAGCAAUGCUGUCAGGGAACACUUGGAAGCGCGCAAUUCCAUGGAUAAAAGCGACCGAUCGAGCAGCAUCGAAGGCAAGACACCCGUGACAUCUAGUACUGAGUCGAAAACGUCGACCACUACCACAACAGUCUCGUCAACGAUCGCUACAAUAACGACCACGUCGGUUGCGUUAACCACGUCAACCUUAGAUCCAAAGAACGCCACAGAGAGCAGAAAUCUAACUCUCGACUCAUCAAUCACACCCCCCACUAUCGUGAUGUCAUCAGUGACACCGCCAAGCGUUUCACCGACAGUUGGUAGUAACCUUCCGCUUCCCGGAACUUCCACUUCCGGUAGCUCCAGCCCUGUCGGUUCGCCAAAUGUUAACACGCCAACGCAUCCUUUGCUUAGCACUAGAAGAGACUCCACUACUCAGUGCUAUCAGAAGGGGAAGGAGCUUUCCCCAAACAAGGCGUCAAGAUUAAUACGACAAUCGGCUGCUAUAGACGAGUCGAUGCCACCCGCACGGCAUCGUCGCGGAAGUCAGCCAACUCUGUCACCGGAUACUGACGAAGGAGGUCGGAGAGCUCGUAAAGAUUCGUUAAGUCCGGAUUCUGCUUCAUAUCCUCGGCGUCGGGACUCGAGGAGCCAUCUGAGUCCAGACCGGGCUGUCGAUAAAAGGGAUAUCAGUCCUAUCAGAGAGAGAUCUCAGUUGACAAGGCAGUCAAUGUCUAUGGCUGGUCGGUCGCCGCCCAGGUCGCCAGAUAGCUCCUCUUGUUCUUCGAGAGACCCGAGUCCUUGUGCUCGUGCACCGGGAGGUAUACCACAUGCUCCAAUAGCUAGAAGGCAGUCGACAACAGACGAGAUAUUUAUUGCUCGUGGCUUUCGACGACAGAGUACCACAGAAGAAACAAUAAGAUGUCGAAAUUUUAGAAGACAGAGCUCUCAGAGCGAAAAAAUGGUUCAAAGAUAUCAAGGACGAAGAGACAGUUCGACUCAAAUCACUGACGGAACAUUCGCUACGAUGUCUGUCGAGACAUCGAACACCUUUUUCGAUAGCAGUACCCAGACUGAACCGUCGCCGCUGUACGACAACAAUCACUACCAUGAGGAAUGCCUAAAAUGUAAUAGCUGUGGCCUGAAUCUCACGGGACCCAACCAGAAACGGGCUAGGCGGUUCAAGAACCAAAUACUUUGCGAUCUUCACUUCGCUGACGUGGCGCUGAUGGAGUGCUCGGACUUCAUGCAGCAGUUGCGCAGCUUCAAACCACAAAGUUUAGGCUGCGCAGUUGCCCGAAGAAAAUCAUCGACAACCUUAAUCUUCCCCUUACCACCGCAAGCUUGCUCAGAUGAGUUCUGCAACGAGUUCCCUCACAAUCUGGUACCUACACCUGGCUACUGGAUCGAGUGCUCUAGACAGCAAAUCACUUCUGACACGAUCUGGGACGAGAGCGAGAGCGGAGAAGCGACUGACACUGAAUUGGCUGAGGUUCAACAAGAGUCGGAUACCGACGAAGUGCCCAGGAAGAAGACCACGAUCGAGGAACAAUGGGAAAAGAAUCAAGGAUUCGAGCUGACCUCUGUCGAACAAGAGACCUAUGAAAAAUAUUUCUACGGAACUGAACAUUGGAAUUAUUUUGCCAACGACGAAGAUCUUGGCCCGGUGAUACUAAGUAUCAAGCAGGAAACAUUGAAUAGCCGGGAUCAAUUCAGAAUUCUCGUCAGAGCCAUCAGUUACACUGUACACGGGCUAAUUCCUGCGAGCUGUGUAUUUGCUGACAGGUACAAUCGCGAGGAAGUGGUCCGCAGCUUAGGCAAAGAGGUGAACGUGAAUCCGCCAUUAACGUUAGGUCAAUUACCUGACACUCAGGAUGAGCUGCUGAAGCUGGAUCAGGUGUUCAUAAAAUCGGAGUUGAAAGUCGGCGUACUGUACGUUCAAGAGGACCAGCGUACCGAGGAGGAGAUAUUGGACAACCACCAGAAUUCGCCGCUUUUCGACGAAUUCCUACAAAUUCUCGGUGAUAAAAUUCGUCUGAAGGGUUUCGAUAAGUACAAGGGCGGCUUGGAUACGAUUCACGACCUGACUGGAUUGUACUCUGUGUACACGAAUUGGCGAGGCAUCGAGAUCAUGUACCACGUGUCCACAUUCCUACCUAAUGAGAAGCACGACGUGCAAAGGGUACAAAAAAAACGACACAUCGGUAACGACAUAGUGUGUGUCGUGUUCUUGGAAGCAGACAAGACUCCGUUUAAUCCAGCCUGUAUGAAGUCCCAUUUUCUCUACACGUUCAUUCUAGUUCGAGUUAGUCCACGAAUAAAAAGGAAAGUCACCAGAUAUGAAGUAUCGGUUGCCACUAGGGACGAGGUUGGAGCAUACAAACCCUAUCUUUGGGAACAAAAUGUUUUUAAAAAGGGUCCCAUGUUCCGCGAGUGGUUAUUGACGAAAAUUGUGAACGGAGAGCGAGCAAGUUAUUCUGCACCAAAAUUCGCGAAGAUGCAAGAAAGAACGAGAACUCAGAUGUUGGAAGAUAUCGUGGCCAACUUGGCUAAUCAUGCAGAAACCGGGCAGAUCCCGAAACCAUACAGACGCGGUUCAUGGAGACCAAUUGGCCAUAUGAGACCAUCUUCCCCACUUUUGGAUUCUGUCAGAGAUCAAUUCGAAGAUCACGAUCAACUUGCCAAAGACUUCACUAAAGUAUUUUUGAACAAUGAAGAGAAUACCACGUUAAAUACGAACCUGUUUGAUGUUUGUUUCCUGGUACAUGGACCACAGAAGCAGAAAGUCCGAUUCUUUGGCGUCAGAGCGAUUUUGGCAGUUAGGAGCAGAGUAUUCCAAGAGAUGUUGUAUGGUAUUCAAGCGGGUUUCGGAAGUCCACAAGUGCCGGUUGCUGAAUUACUUGCCAGACCGGUACCAACCUUGUUGAGCCCACAGAAGCCACGAAGUUCUAACUUCCUUCAAGUUCCUGAUGUCGAAAGUCCAAGACCUAAAAGCGUGCCCUCGUCACCGAUGAUGAAGCGAGCGUUCUCAAGGCUCGGCACGAUCACGGCAGGCUGGGGACGGAGCAUUAAGAAACACGGAAGCGGAAACACGCUGCAAAGCGAGGAUCGGAAACGUUGGGCUAGUUCGCAGGAUUGCAGCAAUAAAGAGGCGAAGGAAAAGGAGAAGGCAGCUCAACAGUUGGCGGUACCCAGACUCAGCGUAUGUGCGGAUGCGCAGAAAGUUGAUAGAGCAAAAUUGGCACAAACGGAGUUCAAUAUCAUCGAAUUCGACCCGAAGACGUUCAAGAUUCUGCUCAACUACCUACAGACAGGUUCUUGUCCACUGACAUGCAGCAACAUACCAGGCCUGAUCUGUGCAGCGGAGCACUAUGAUCUGCCAGAGCUUCUACAGGCGUGUUUCCAUCACGCGAAACAAUUUUUACGAAUUGAAAUUGUCUGCGUGAUGCUGUGCGCGUUGGAAAACUACUGCUGGCGUUACACGUCUGCCUCGGAGCUAGUUAAUAUGAUCCUCGCGUUCAUCGAGACCAGAGCGUACCAGUUGUUCCAGAAUCCUGAUUUUCUCACAUUAAGUGAGUCUAUGGUUCAAAUGAUCAUGUGCAGAGGUCUGGAAGUUGGCGAAAUUAAGAAAUUCGAGGCGAUGCUCGAGUGGGCGAAGAAUAGGAUUAAAGACAAGAAAUCGACCAAAGUAGACCCGAAAGUUGAGUUCAAGUGUAUUAUGGAGAGGCUCAGUAGAGACUUGAAGUUGUAUAGAAUAACGCCUCAAGAACUUAUUAGGAUUGUCUUGCCAUCCAAAGCAAUCAGAAACGAGAGAAUCCUGGAAACUCUGAUGUACCAAGCAAACUCUGGCAUCUACAGGAACGUCGACAGCUAUUUGGAAGCUUACCAGAAAAAGGUGCAAAAUCAGGAGAGUUUCGACUGUGGCAUGUAAAAGACUAUUGCACAUUGUGUACCAAUUCCAAGCAACCCUUAACCUUCACCCUUAUAAAAAUGGAAAUAACAACUCGUACCUGAGGAGAGUAAACUCUAAAUAGUAGUUCGCCAAUAAACGAGGGUGAUCUUUCCAAGAUUUUAGUCAAGAAUUGUGUCGAUCAUGAACUUUGCUAGUUACUCGUAGAACUGUUCCUUAAUUAAAAGCGAGAAAAAAUUCAAUGAUUAACAUGCGUUAAAAACAACAAUAAAUUAUCUGCGACAGUUAAUUAUUUUUCUGGGAGAUUCUCGAAAUUGUUUCAUCGAAUAGUCAACUAUUAACAUGAUCAAAAUCACGCAUAGAAAGUGUAGAUGUUAAUCGAUGGAAAUAAUUUCAAAAAUUGGAAAAAUUGAAUAAUGUGAAAAGUAGCGAAUCUAAGUUGUGACAGAUUUACGAUCGCUUUUCUAUUACAAAAUCUUGUUUUAGAAAGAAACAUCUUGUUCUAGGAAGAAGAUUGAAAUGCACGAUCUAUACAAUAGGAAGGGAAGUAAUUAUUUUCCUGGAAAAAUCGUCAGGAAAGUAAUAGACUUCGAUACUACGCAAAGGAAGCUUAAGAUGAGAGAAAAAGGGAUGAGAAAAUGGAUUGUGAAAGUUCGUUGAUUAAACGAGAAGAUGGACUCCUAGUUUCAGUCAUUAUCAAUCAACGGGAAGCAAGGGAAAAUGCACAAAUUUCAUAUUGUAUAAGAAUAGGGCAAAGUGAAGGAUGUUGAAAGUAACUUGGUGACGACAUUGUUUCAAAUGAAAAAGAAGACAGAAUAAAAUAGAAAGAAGGAAGAUUCUUCAAAAAGAAGGGAAAGCGCCAGAGGUUGAAAGAAAGACGGCAAUACCAUGCCGAUUAUGACAAUCUGUAUCAUAAAAAGAAAAAUACAAACCAAAAAGAAAACUCGAAGACAGAGAAACGCUAUUGAUAAUACGAUAUACAUUAUAUAAACGUAACGAUUAAUUAUUUGGUAAGCUUGAGUGAAUUUAAUUGUAUGUAUACAUGCAUAAACAUGUGUGUGUAUAUAUGUACGUAUUAAGAGUGACAUUAAUGAUAACAAUAAUACUAAUAAAUAAUUAUAAGAGAAAUAAUAAUAGUAAUAACAACAAGAAAAAGAUAAAUACAUAAAUAAAUAUGACGUUGAUGUUGAGUGUGAAAUAUAAAUGGAAAUGAAGAAUAAGGAGCAAACUGAAACAGCAAAAGUAUUCGAAGUCUGUUCUGUUUUCUAUCGUAGUUUUUGUAUCUUCAAUACUCUAAGGCAGAUAUUCUAAAAUUCACAGGAACAGGCUAGGAAGGAAAGAAAUAUAAAAAUAAACGAUUGUCUUGACAAAGAUUUCUCUUUUCUUUUUUUCUUUAUUCUAAAUAUCGAUGUAAAAGCAAAAUUUCUUUUAGUAUAUACAAACCAAGGAAUAAAAUUUGGUGUGUCCAUUAAUUUAUAGCUCUGGCACAGUAUGUGAUAAUAAAAGAUCCUAUCAUCAGUCAUUUUUUCGUAAACAAAAAUCGUUCGAUAAUUUAGCCUGGCCUGGUUCCCAAGUUCCAUUGACUGCAUUUUCACGAGAAAAAUCGAAAAGAGGAAAAAAAAGAGAAAAAAGGAGAGUACACAUACACACAUGAACACGAAGAAAAAGAAGAAACAAACGCGUGGUUUUAUAAUACACGCGGAAGAGGCUGAUUUUCGUCCCCCUGACUCUGUCCCCGUUUCGCUUUCGCUCUCGCUUCUCGAUUGUCCUCGACGCAACUUCUCUCGUAGGUUCCAAGAAGAAGAGAUAUUUUUUACACACUCGUCGACGAUUUAAUGCCGUUUUCGAUCCCUCCCUCGUGUGUAUUCUGUUUGUUAUACGCAAAUGUAACGUCGAGACACAAUUGUUUAAGAGACGGAGAAAAAGAACAAAAGAAAACUAACAAAAAAAAAAAGGAAAAAUAAAAAGGGAAAAAGGUGCAAAAAAAACAUUCAUCGAUUCCCAGAUAUGGGGAUCGUCCAACUGUUAAGUGUCUUAUUGUUCAGGCAAGCGGCUGGACGAAAGUAGAUCUUUUCUUCGCGUCGUCUCGCAGGUGAAACGAGACUAUCGCUUGUAGAAUACAAAUCGACGCACCCUCGACACUGUAAUCACAUAAAAUAUGGUACAUUUAAAAUGACGUAAUGAAAUGUGGAUAUGGAUUCGAUAUGGAUUUGAAUUAUUCGAUCUAACACGUGGUAGAAAGAUGGCCCUUUGUAAUAUUUUUACAGAAUACUAGAGAAAACAAGAAGGUACAAAUACCAUAUGUGACGUGCAGUGUACGAGCAGAGUCGUGAGACAGACUGUGUGUAUGUGUGUGCGUAUGUGUGUGUGUAUGUAUGUAUAUGUGAAAGAGAGUGUUAAUAAUUAAAAUAAACUAACUAAAUAUGCAAAUCGUACGUAUAGCUGUAAAACAAGCUAAAUAAAGAAAAGAAUGAAAAAACGAGAAAAAAAAGAUACAUAUAUGUACGUAAAGAAACACGUCUCGUAAACGUGAACGUUUUUAAAGAAAAUCGUAUGGAUGAUCCGUGGACGAUCCCUGGACGAUGAUCUGUCGCGAUUCGCGCGUUUACAUUUGAUCGCGGCAAUUAGAUUUCGCGAUCUUGGCCGUAAAAAUUAACGUGCUAUCUAUUGGACGUCAUUAAAUUCUUUCCGACAGUUACGAAAACAAAAAUGUUAUAUGGAAAUAUAAAAAUGCAAAGGAAGUUUGAAACUGAUGAAUCCUUUCUUUUCGAUCGGUCGCUGAAAAACAGGUAGAAAAAAUUAAUUACGUAACAUAAGGUGUAAGAAGAACGAAAAUGCUCUGAUAUGUGAUCUUAUUAAACUGAACUGUUCAGAUAAUUUUACGUUAUUUAUAUUUUCUUACUAAUUAUAAAUGAAACAAAUCAUCGCUUUCUACUAAAUUUAAAUAACAAUUAAAACCGCAGACUUCUUUUGCGAAGUUAUAGAUUUGUCAAUUCGCGGCAACAUAACAAAUUAAUCAGACAAAAUACGUUAUUCAUCGAAAAUACGGAUUAUUGUGAGUUUAGCGAUGAUCUGGAAUAACGUAGCGUCACGUAAGCGCUCCGUUUGCCAAAUAAAUGUAAUACUACUAUAAAUGUCGCUAUAAAUGAAUAAUACCUAUGUACCGUAAUUUAGCAUAAAUCUCGGGCAGCUGUGUGAUACUGCUUGAUCCGUGAUUUAUCACUGAUAGUCGUAAACGUUCUACUACGUGAUAUACAAUUAAUCGCUGGUCGAUAUACGUGAAACGUUAUACAUAUAUGUAUAUAAUACGAGACUUGCAGUGCGUCGCUGGUCGAUACAAUUGGAACGCUGCAUGUUAAGCCAUACUCGACGUUCAAGAAAAGUGCAACAAUUUGUGAUUCAUAGUUCUUUGUUCAUUACGUGGAAUAACGCGAUUCACAGAUCAUUGUUAAUGAAACGAACGUUAAAGAAAACAUUCCAUAGAUAGCGUGUUAGUAAUGUAUAUGAUAGCGUAUAGUAAUGUGUCACAUAUUUCGAGAUUUCGUGUAAAUUAUGACAAGAUCAUCGUCUAAACUUCUAAACGUCACUGUGCUCUCACGUUGUCGUUCAUCUUCGUAAGUGCGAACUAUGGCGGACUUUCUGCGACACGUUAUGUCCACGAAAAAUAUAGAAAUUUGAGAAAUUUCAUUUAACGUAUUGAGUUGGAUUAUAUAGAUAAGAAAUAUAAGAAAUUGUUGUUGAAGAGAAUAUUUGCAGAAACAUUUGUGAAAGAACCGUGGACUGCGUGUCGUUGGAGAUUCUGUGGCAUAUGUGUGUGUAAGCGUAGAUGUUUUAGUGUGUGAUCGGAGCGUAAUUGAUCGCAGCAAUGAUUCAUUAAUUGCUUCUGGUGGUUUGAGAAACACCAGAGGGCUCAUUUGUCACGAUGUGAUGGAAACCUCGGGGCGUAAUUGACGCAGACUCGCGAAAAAGCGGUCUAAACGUUCACGAUAUUUUAUAUGGAACACUUUUACGCUUACAAUUUAAUAUAUUCCUUUUCCAGUUCUUCUUAUCGAAUUUAAAGUAAAGAACGAAACUUUUUAAAACUAGAAAUUUUCUCAUUUUAGCCAGAUACAAAUUUACCUUGAAAUCCACUAUUAUUUAUAUCAUAUUCUUACGACAAAUAAACUUAUAAAAUUAAGUAGUUUAUUGUUUAAAAAAUUGGACACUAUCUAUCUAGGUAAGGAAAAUUACAGCGAGUCAGCGGUAAGAUUACGCUUCCGUAUGCCCACAAUUUCUGCGAUCCGAUAUGCGUGCACUGAUGUACAAAGCGAAUAGUUUACCCGCGCUCGAUGACAGUCCAGUUGCAUUGUUCCGAUGCAAACCGCGAGAUAAAGGCAGAAAAGAGAGGCGAGACCAGAAAAUUAGGAAGACCAGAAACGGCAACAAAAAUGGGAACGAAACAGGAUACCUCGUAACAGGCUCGAUAGACGAAGAGGAACUGAUUAGCAAAAACAAAAGUAUUUUCAUCGAAAGCGAUUCUGUCCAGCCAUUGCCAACUACUGUUCAACUGUAGAUGUAUUCAUACAAAAAAAAAAAAAAAAAAAUACAAAAAGAGAGAAGCAAAAGGGAAGAGAGGAUUAUCUUGGACAAAAGAGAAAAAAAUACAAAGUAUGAAUGAAGGAAAAACUAUAUAUAUAUAUUCGUAUAUAAAUAUAUAUAAUAUAUAUACAUAUAUGGCGUACACACACGCGCACACGUAACACAUACACACACAUGCACGAUUAAUGCAACACAGAAAGACGAGAAUUAUCGUGUGACAAAGAUACCAAGAACCGCUACGUGGCCAGAUCGCGGCGAGUAUCGAAUAUGUCGCACUUUGAAUUUGAAUUUCAAGUAUCUUGAAGAAUUCUCGAUUACGAGGCGCGUAAUCGACAACGAAGAUGGUUGUUGUUUGUAAUGAUACAACGCUUAUCGAGUAUCCUUACGCGAGAAUAUAUCGUAACAAGGACUGCAUGCCGCGACGCGGUGAUAUUUUAUCCCUUUUGCACUUGAACAAGACUUCGCAUCAAGAUGGAAUGGAAAUCACAGAUUUCCAGAUGUAAGACUGUGUUUUUAUAUUAUACAUAUCAAUUUUAUGACAUUUUUUAAGACUCGAAAGGAAAUUCUGUUGCAAUUGCAUACAGUUCCGCCAGUUUCACUAGCAGUGAUAUAUUUUGUUUCUCAUUUGAAUUUAUUUUGCGGGAGGUGAGAAUGUUGUAUCAGCUUCUACUCGAAGUUAUCUAUCCUAAGUUAUAGAAAAUGUUGUUUCGAGAUAAAUAUCUUUAAGAAUAACUUGUUUUCAAAUUAACUAUAAUUUAAUAUAAGAAAGUAAAAAAGCCAACCGAUUUAAUAGAUUUUUGAAGCCACAUUAAGUUGUUGUAGAAUUUAUAUCUACGAAUUUUGAAUCGUAUUGUAUAUUCUGCGAGAAGAACUUUUAUAUCGAAGAUAUCUUCUCUUGGAAAUUCUUGUUACUCGUGGAUUAUAUUUAAUCACUACCAGAAAUUCAAGAAAAAUUAAAAGUCUUUUACGACAAUGAGAUGUAUCAAGAACAAGGUUGAGAAGUAUACAAUUUGAUACUAUAAAAUACAAUCAUAUCGAAACGUUACAUACUCCGUUUCUAUUUUGUUGAAUUUUGAAUUUUGUUAAAUGUUAUUUAGAAAAAAGAAACAUAUAGAACAUACGUAAAUAUCACUAGAUAAUUAAAUAAUGGAUUACACAGGGUUAAUUAAAUUUUAAUGCUUUCGUUUAACGAUUCAAUCUAUCUUUUCCCGUACAUACGUAUAAACAAAGAGUUUCAAUAUUUACAAUACACGAAAGUGCAAAAGGGUUAAGUAUUUCCCGACCACUAUCAAUGUUCUCAUUGUCAUCGUUCUAACGCUAAUCACUGUUAAAAGAUAUUCACUGUCCAUUUUUAUCGACGACUCUCGUCGACAUCGGACUCUCAUUGUCAUUGUUGUUGUUGUUAUUGUUGUUAUAAAUCUAUCCGCCAAUUUCUACAUCUAUAUACGAUCACUGGUCCUGAUCACUGAGUCGAACGAAGAUUAACCGAGUGCUCGAGUACACGAAAAUAUCCUCAAAAGAAUAAUUUAAAUACCUAUCCGUCUGUUUAGAGAUCUUUACUUUCCAAAAGAGUCACUAAAUAUCAAAUAUUAAAUAUCCCAACAUUUUAAAAUUAUAAUCAUCCUAACAAAUAUUCAAAUUACAUGACUUCGAUCUCGAAGUAACUAUUUAAUCCUUUCGCUACUGUAAUUUCAAAAUUGAAAUCACUUUUAGUAUAAAAGUCAAAGAAUUAAAAUGGCUUAUUCCUGAAAGAAACUCUAUUAAAAGAAUUUUCAUUUAUGAGUGCAUAGAGUAAUGUGCUUUACAGAUUUCUCUAUCUAUAAUAAUCAUAUAAUCAUAAUAUUUUCAAACGAAAAAUUUAUCUUCAUUUACAAUUUAAUAACUGGUGGUAUACGUACAUAAAGCAUUUGUAGCGAAAGGAUUACACUAAUCAAUUGCUCGACCAAACCAAGAAACACCGACAACCAAUUCAUAGUUUCUCAUUUCUUUAUUUCAAUAUUCCAAUCGUGUUACAUAUUCGUCGAGUAGGUAUUAUUCAAACUCAUAUUUUCUUCCUCUCUUUUUUAAAUUGUAAUACUCACAAUUUUACAGGUCCAGUAAAAAUAGCGUUCUCGGGGUAUCCGAGUCCUCGCCUAAUGUUCAUCAAGUGUUUCUCAAGUACCCGGAUACUCUCGUUGUGUCUGCGGAACACGAAUACAAUCAACAGACACUGAUAAUGAUUCGGUAUGCGUGUUUUAUGUAUGCGUGUAAUUAUAUAUAUAUAUAUUAUUAUAUAUGUGUGUGUUUCAUGAAUGUGAAGAAGAAACAAUGAAAAAAAAAAAGGAGUUUCGUCAUGCGUUUAUGAUCGGUAUUAUGCGUUUAUCGUUCAGAUAAGAUAUAAUAUAUCUAUAGAAAGUCGAGUCGGUAUUUUAAUAUAUCGUAAGAGGCUCAGAUCGCUUCGACGCAAAUUCGUCAUUUUAUUCGUUUCUAACAAUCACCGGGAACGGUUUUCGUUUGUUCGCUAGGCUCGAAUAUUAUAAUACUGCUUCGUGGGCGAGUCAGCAAUAUCAUUCGGAUUCCUGUCCUCUGCAUACCCGCAAUUCGUCGUAUCCAGACGUAUCGCUGUGUUCGCGUUUAUUUGCGGAUAUACUUCGUAUUCUCGUGUGGAAGAGAAAAAAGGAAAUCAAUCAUGUAUCUUUUCGAGAAUAUAUGAAAAAUACAUACACACACGAGCGCGCGUGCGCGCGUACACACACACACACACAUACACACACGAGGAUCCGAAUAAUAUUUGCGGUCCUAAGUUCGUACUGUUCGCCUAGUUAUAUGCGUGUUGUAAUACGUAGACAUACAUCGUGCACAUUAACGUUCACAAGAUCCCUCUCCUUUUUUUUCCAUCCUAUUGCUGACAAUGCGCGAAAAACCUAUUAGCAAAUUUUUGUAAAUUGGCGAAUGUUCGGGACUCGCUGUGUGUCACGUUGUCGCGUGGUGUUACGAAUACAAAGGCAACUGAAAUUAUGAUAAAAAAGUUUAUUGUAUAUGAAGCUACUGUGAUGUUACUGUUGAAUAUAAAAAAAAUAUAUAUAUACAUAAAAAAGAUGCUGUAUUUAAAAAUUGUA
Molecule: messenger RNA, 12605 nt
Organism: Bombus huntii
Lineage: Eukaryota; Metazoa; Arthropoda; Insecta; Hymenoptera; Apidae
Gene: rsh
Exons: 23
Coding region: 223-4950 (1575 amino acids)
Biological process (GO): regulation of small GTPase mediated signal transduction; activation of GTPase activity
Cellular component (GO): cytoplasm
Molecular function (GO): protein binding; GTPase activator activity
Source: RefSeq, a predicted model, not a curated record